AUUGAGAAUGCUUCAAGAAGCAUUUUCAAUGUGAUUACUAGUGACCAAGAUGUUGUUCAAAUCACUUCUAAUCAAUUAAGCUCUAAAUCAUCUCAAUCCAAAAAACGUGUAACUUUAAAAGGUUAUGAAAAACAGGAAUUAUGUUUACAAAAACAGCAAAAUCCACAAAUUACAAGAGCUCAAUUAGCUACUGAAUUUAAUAUUGCUCUGAAUACCGUUAAUGAUAUUCUUAAACGAAAGGAUUAUUGGUUAAAUAUUGAUCCAAAUAGUUUUGCUACCAAAUCACAAAGAAAUCGUUUACCUGGUUUUCCUUUAAUAGAACAAGCACUUUUAAUUUGG
Molecule: messenger RNA, 339 nt
Organism: Racocetra persica
Lineage: Eukaryota; Fungi; Glomeromycota; Glomeromycetes; Diversisporales; Gigasporaceae
Source: the annotation of a GenBank genome assembly